Messenger RNA from Onychomys torridus (southern grasshopper mouse), 7323 nucleotides. RefSeq names its product IQ motif containing GTPase activating protein 3 (gene Iqgap3). The transcript has 38 exons. Gene Ontology annotation, cellular component: cytoplasm. Lineage: Eukaryota; Metazoa; Chordata; Mammalia; Rodentia; Cricetidae. The record is from RefSeq and is a predicted model, not a curated record. Bases 82 to 4920 code for a protein of 1612 amino acids. Gene Ontology annotation, biological process: regulation of GTPase activity; regulation of actin cytoskeleton organization. Gene Ontology annotation, molecular function: calmodulin binding; GTPase activator activity; actin filament binding.
UGGAGACACCCAAGUCUGAUGUGACACGUGCUUCCACGGAGAGGACCGCGGACUGAAGAUGAACGCCUCACGGCCGAGGAGAUGGACGAGCAGAGGCGACAGAAUGUUGCCUAUCAGUACCUGUGCCGGCUGGAGGAAGCCAAGCGCUGGAUGGAGGUGUGCUUGAAGGAGGAGCUUCCUGCCCCAGUAGAGCUGGAGGAGAGCCUCCGGAAUGGAGUGCUACUGGCCAAGCUGGGCCACUGUUUUGCACCCUCUGUGGUCCCCCUGAAGAAGAUCUAUGACAUGGAACAGCUGCGGUACCAGGCAACGGGCUUGCAUUUCCGUCACACAGACAACAUCAACUUUUGGCUUUCUGCACUAGCGCACAUCGGCCUGCCUUCGAUCUUCCUCCCAGAGACCACGGACAUCUACGACAAGAAGAAUAUGCCUCGGGUGAUCUAUUGCAUUCAUGCUCUCAGUCUCUUCCUCUUCCGGCUGGGAUUGGCCCCUCAGAUCCAUGACCUGUAUGGGAAGGUGAAAUUCACAGCUGAGGAACUCAGCAACAUCGCCUCUGAACUGGCCAAAUAUGGCCUCCAGUUACCAGCCUUCAGCAAGAUCGGGGGCAUCCUGGCCAAUGAGUUUUCAGCCGAUGAGGCUGCAGUCCACGCAGCUGUUCUUGCCAUCAACGAUGCAGUGGAGCGAGGGGUGGUGGAGGACACGCUGGCUGCCUUGAAGAAUCCUAAUGCUCUUCUGGGGAAUCUUCGGGAACCUUUGGCGGCUGUCUACCAAGAGCUGCUGGCCCUAGCCAAGAUGGAGAAGGCUGCCAAUGCCAGGAACCACGAUGAUGGUCAAGAACAGGACAUCUAUGAGUCCUGCCUCACCCAGGCAGAGAUCCAGGGCCACAUCAACCUUGCCAAUGUCCAAGGGGCUCUAGAAGUUGUUGAUGAUGCUCUGGAGAGACAAAGCCCUGGAGCCUUGCUUGAGGCUCUUCAGGACCCUGUCCUGGCCCUGCAAGGGGUGAGAAGAGAUUUGGCUGACUGGUACCUGGAACAGCUGAGUUCGGACAGAGAGCAGAAGUCACAGGAGCUGGGUCUGGUGAGGCUUCUAGAAAAGGAGGAGGUCCAGGCCGGGGUGGCUGCAGCCAAUGAGAAGGACGACCAAGAGCAAGCCAUGCUCCAGGCAGUGUGGAGAAUCAACAGAGCCAUCCAGAGGGGGGUGGCCACAGACACUGUGAAGGAGCUCAUGUGCCCAGAAGCUCAGCUGCCCCAAGUGUAUCCCUUUGCCGCUGCUGUGUACCAGCAGGAGUUGGCUGUGCUCCAGAAGCAGCAGCAGGGGGAGCUGGGCCAGGAGGAGCUCUUCGUGGCUGUGGAGAUGCUCUCAGCUGUGGUUCUGAUUAACCGUGCUCUGGAGACUAGAGAUGCCUGUGCCUUCUGGGCCAGUCUAGUGAACCCUGCUACUGGCUUGGCCCAGGUCGAAGAAGAAAAUGCUCAACGUUACUUCGAUGCCCUGGUGAAGGUACAGCAGCUUCGAGGACUGGGCAGAGGCUUCCUGAGCUGGAACGACCUGCAGGCCGCCGUGUGCCAGGUCAACGCACAGGUCCAGGAGGAAACGGAUCAGGUCCUCGCCAUCAGCCUCAUCAACGAGGCUCUGGACCAGGGCUGUCCUGAAAAAACUCUGUCUGCCCUGCUGCUUCCAGCAGCUGGCCUGGAAGACGUCAGCCUCCAUGUCGCACCUCGGUAUCAUCUCCUCCUCACGGCAGCCAAGAGGAAGAAAGCCAAGGUGACAGGAGAUCCUGAGGCUGUACUGUGGCUGGAGGAGAUCCGCCAGGGAGUGGCCAGAGCCAAUGAUGACACAAGCACAGCCCAGAGAAUAGCCCUGGGCGUGGCUGCCAUCAAUCAGGCCAUCAAGGAGGGCAAGGCAGCCCAGACAGAGCGGGUGUUGAGGAACCCCAACGUGGCUCUCCGAGGGAUAGUUCCCGACUGUGCCAACAGCUACCAGCGGGCUCUGGAAGAAGCGGUGGCGAAGAAGCGCCGUCCUGGGGACACAGCCUUCUGGGUCCAACACGACAUGAAGGACGGCACGGCCUACUACUUCCAUCUGCAGACCUUCCAGGGCACUUGGGCGCAUCCUCCCAGCUGCCACCUCAGUACCUCCCAUCUAACCUGGGAGGAGAUCCAGGCGGUCAUCACCAAGGUCACUGCCGCCCGUGACCGCCAGCUGCUCUGGAAGGCCAAUGUUGGCUUCAUCAUCCAGCUUCAGGCCCGCCUCCGGGGCUUCCUUGUCCGCCAGAAGUUUGCUGAGCGUUCCCACUGCCUCAGGACCUUGCUCCCAGCCAUCAUCAAGAUUCAGGCUCACUGGCGGGGUCACAGACAACGGAAGACUUACCAGGAGUGGCUGCAGUUCUUUAAAGCAAACCUGGCUGCGAUAAUCAAGAUCCAGGCCUGGGCCCGAAUGUGGGCAGCCCGGAGGCAAUACCUCAGGCGCCUUCGAUACUUCCAGAAGAAUGUUGACUCUGUUGUGAAGAUCCAAGCAUUUUUCCGAGCCAGGAAAGCCCGUGACGACUACAGGAUGUUAGUGCACGCACGCCACCCUCCCCUCUGUGUGGUCCGCAAGUUCGCCCACCUCUUGAACCAGAGUCAGGAGGACUACUCAGCUGAAGCAGAGCUGCUGAAGCUCCAGGAAGAUGUGGUCAGGAAGAUCCGGACUAAUCAGCGCCUGGAGCAGGACCUCAACCUCAUGGACAUCAAGAUUGGCCUGCUGGUCAAGAACCGGAUCACCCUGCAGGAGGUAGUAUCCCACUGCAAGAAGCUGACGAAGAAGAAUAAGGAGCAACUGUCAGACCUGAUGAUCCUGGACAAACAGAAGGGAUUAAAGUCCCUGAGCAGAGAGAAACGGCAGAAGCUGGAAGCCUACCAGCACCUUUUCUACUUACUGCAGACUCAGCCCAUCUAUCUGGCCAAGCUGAUUUUUCAGAUGCCUCAGAACAGAACCACCAAGUUCAUGGAGGCUGUGAUUUUCAGUCUGUACAACUAUGCCUCCAACCGCCGGGAGGCAUACCUUCUACUCCAGCUCUUCAAGACGGCACUCCAGGAGGAAAUCAAGUCAAAGGUGGAACGGCCCCAGGAUGUGGUGACAGGCAACCCGACAGUGGUGAGGCUGGUGGUGAGGUUCUAUCGCAAUGAGCGGGGACAGAGCGCUCUGCAGGAGAUCCUGGGUAAGGUUGUCCAGGAUGUGCUGGAAGACAGGGCAGUCAGCGUCCACACAGAUCCUGUCCACAUCUAUAAGAGCUGGAUCAACCAGGAGGAGGCCCAGACCGGGCAGCGCAGCUGUCUCCCCUACGACGUCACUGUUGAGCAGGCUUUGAGCCACGCUGAAGUCCAGAGACGGCUGGACAUCUCCCUACGCAAUCUCCUCGCCAUGACUGACAAGUUCUUUGUCGCCAUCAAUUCAUCCGUGGAUCACAUCCCGUAUGGGAUGCGGUAUAUGGCCAAAGUCCUGAAGACAACCCUGGAGAAGAAGUUCCCCAGUGCCACGGAGAGUGAAGUCUAUAAGGUGGUUGGGAACCUCCUGUACUACCGCUUCCUGAACCCAGCUGUGGUAGCCCCUGACGCCUUCGACAUUGUGGCCAUGGCAGCAGGCAGCCCGAUGGCCGCCCCACAGCGCCAUGCCCUCGGGGCUGUGGCUCAACUCCUUCAGCAUGCUGCCGCCGGCAAGGUCCUCUCCGGGGAGAGCCAACACCUUCGAGUCCUGAAUGCCUACCUGGAGGACAUGCACCUCAAAUUCAGGAAGUUCAUCUACAGAGCCUGCCGGGUACCAGAGCCAGAGGAGCGCUUCGCCAUAGAUGAGUACUCCGAUAUGGUAGCUGUGGCCAAACCUGUGGUGUACAUCACUGUAGGGGAGCUGAUCAGCACGCACAAGCUCUUGCUGGAACACCAAGACCAACUGGCCCCGGAUCACCAAGACCCUCUGCACCAGCUCCUAGAGGACCUUGGGGAGCCACCCACCAUCUCUGACCUCAUCGGUGAGAACAUAGGCACAGAUGGGCAAUUGGAUCUGAGCAGGCUCGAAGUGUCCCUGACCCUCACCAACAAGUUCGAAGGGCUGGAGGCAGAUACUGACCACACCAGCAACCAAAGCCUGCUUCUGAGCACCAAACAGAUGCUGGCUGACCUCAUCCAGUUCCACCCUGGGGAUUCCCUUGAGGAGAUCCUGUCCUUCUCUGCUCCCAGAGAGCAGGAAGAGGCCCAUCAUCGGCUGAUGUGUUGGCGUCAGGCGUGUGACACCCAGAAACCAGAGUCACUUGGACGACACCACUCGAUGAUGUCACACUCCCUCCUGCCACUGGCAGAGAAGCAGCGACGUGUCCUGCGGAACUUGCGUCGGCUACAGGGCCUUGGGCUGGUCAGGGCCAGUGACUGCUAUCAGGGACUGGUGGAUGAGCUGGCCAAGGACAUCUGCAACCAGCGCAGGCACCGGCAGCGGCGGAAGGCAGAGAUACUGAGACUCCGGGCCACACUGCAGGGCCUGGAUGCAAAAACCACCUUCUAUGAGGAACAGGGCGACUACUACAACCAGUACAUCCAGGCCUGCCUCGACCACCUGGCCCCCAAAGCCAAGAGUUCUGGGAAGGGGAAGAAGCAGCCGUGUCUUCAUUACACAGCCGCCCAGCUCCUGGAAAAGGGCGUCUUGGUGGAAAUUGAAGAUCUCCCUGUCUCUCACUUCAGGAACGUCAUCUUUGACAUCACCCCUGGGGAUGAGGCAGGGAGGUUUGCCGUAAAUGCCAAGUUCCUGGGUGUGAACAUGGAGCAGUUUCAACUCCACUACCAGGACCUCCUGCAGCUGCAGUAUGAGGGUGUGGCUGUCAUGAAGCUCUUUAACAAAGCCAAAGUCAAUGUCAACCUCCUCAUCUUCCUCCUCAACAAGAAGUUCCUUCGGAAGUGAUGGCGGCAGCGGUGGCGCUGCCUGGCCCGGCCUCUUAGCUGACAGGCUGCUGCUAGGCCCUAACAUUAACCUGCUGUGCUCCUGCAGACCAGGCUCAGGCCUGCUCGUGACUCACGGUUCUCCACCCUUCCUGCCCAAGAGGACUUGUCCUGCUUGGCUACAAACACUAGUGUUUCUACCCAGGUGAAGUGGGCCUUGCUUCCAGGUCCAGCUGUGUGGCUUUUCCCACACAUCUGGCCCCUUUUCUGUGACCCAGAAGCCUGGAAAAGCCUUUGAGUGCUCAUCCCAGUAUUUCAAGUCCCUGCAGCACUGCCGAACAACCUGUCUCCCUUCCUUUCCACAGACUUCCCAAGCCAGGGUCAGGCUGUGUGCCCUGCCUCCCGUUAAUAGCCCUGGGCAUUGCUGUCCGUACAGCCCAGGGCCUCUGUGCUGUGCUCCCCACAAGCUCUCCUCUUCACAUCUCUGACUCGAGUGCAGCAUUUGCUGGUGUCUUUCAUGGCAGCUAGAUGCACACCUCAAAUCUCAUUCCUUCAUUUAUGGUCUGUUUCUUAUAUGUAUGUGUCAGUGGGGUAUUUAUUCUAGCCUGAUUGUUGUGUAGCCUUAAUCAUGGUUUUAAUUCUGACUUUUGAACUCAGAGUUCUCCUUUCCACCUCCAGGCUAAUGUCCAUUCCAUUUUCUUCUCCCUUAUAUUCAAGUCUCUUGGGGUUUGAGCAGGGAGGCUCCUGGCUGCAGGGGAGAGCUCAUUGUCUCGGCUUUCUGCAGGACAAAGGCAGUCUUACCAUCUUGUCACCUCAGAGCUGACUUCCAGGUGGUUCCCAUAGAUCUGCAGGCCUGCCUUGGCCACUCUCUGUCCACCCCACACUUUCCAGCUUCUUGCCCUUUCUGCCCUCUAAACUUCCUCUCAAUAAAGCCAGCUGUUAACCCACAUCUGUUAACCCCUGUGUCAUCUCCUGUGGUACAGCCCUCAAGUUCCGGGGUGCAGUUUCAGAGAACUUGGGGGUGUAUCCCUCGGCAGCCUUCUACCUGCCGUGGGCACAUGCCCAUUAUGCCUGCCUGCCCAGGCUUGUACAAGUGGAGGAUGUGGCAUUUCUUUCUUCUCACCCUGGGGGACAGAGAGAAGGAAAAAUGCUUAGGUUGAUUCUGUUUCCAUUGGCUACUCUAGCAGCUCAGGCUGAGACGAGCCCAGUCCAGACUCCAUCCACCCAUUUACACAGCUCCCACUGGUGCUGUGCCUAAGCCUGGACAUAACAUCUGAGCCACAAGUCCCCUUGCCAUGGAGAAAGCGUCUCUGCUUUCAGGAAGCAAUGGGGGAGGGGGACAGCAGACACCUGCCUGACAUUCCACAGCAUCUCUUGGGCCCCCACAUUUUCCUGGCACGGCCUGCCUGCUUCUACUCCAUCCCAUUCUGUCACUCAGUAUCUGUCUUGCUGUCACAUUCAAUCUCACUCAGAGCCUCUUCCCCCUUAACAUGUCACAGUAAAAACUUCAAGUGCUGCUGGGUGACAGUGACAUAUACCAGGAUCCUAGUUUCUAUGCAUGCACAGUCAUUAAAAAUCUCACACUCACCAAGUUGCUCUGAUGUUAUCCUGCUGCAGGACCAGUGAGCUUGUGUGUGUGUGCGUGCACACACACACACACAGUCACAAGCUCAGCCACACAUACCACAUGGAGAAAUGUCACAGUAGCUAAGCUGUAAAGGUCAUCACAGGACUCCAUCAGGGCAGUCCCUUGCAUCUGUCCUUGAGACAUGUCACUCACCCCACACUCCUUCACCUGGUAACAAUCCCUAAUAAACUCAAGUUAAUCAAUGUCCUUUCCAACUUCCAAGGCCCAAUUUGAGAUACAGGGGCUGAGCCUCUGGGUGGGAAUAUCAGAAAUUUAAAUAUAAAGUGCUAGCAAGCAGAAAAAGUAUUCUAAUCCAGGCAUCUCAGCACAGGACAGUAGAGGCAGUAUAUUCAAAGUCAGCCCUGGCUACACACCACAUUCAAGCCCCAGUGGCUAAGGACGUAACUCAGAGGGGCAUUGUCUACUAUACCCAAGGUCUUGGGCUGAAUCCUCAGCACUAAUGGGGAAAGGUGGGUGACUUCAGUAGGUGGUCCUGAGAAAAACCAGAAAUUCACACUUUUCUAAAAAUGGCCCCUGUCUUAUACCAUAUGCAGAUACUGGCCUUGAACUUGUGGUCUUCCUGCCUUAGCCACCCCAGUGUUGGGGUGGGGGGAUUCACUCAAAGGUUCAUGAAAUCUAAAUGAAUAAAGAAAGAAAGAAACUCUAGAAGAAAACAGACUGGGCAUGGGCUCAGUAGGGAGCCUGCCUAGGAAACACAAAGCUCUGGGUUUGAUUCCCUGCACUGCAUAAAACCAGGUGUUCAAAUAAUGCUGACAUUAAUACUUAUGGAAGACUUUU